CUUGAUGUGCAAAUUUGAUUGUCAAUCAAAACGUCACUUGCAAAAGGCCCGUCACACCAAACGUCAAAAAAGGCCUUUUGUUGUGUUCGGCAGUGAAAUACCUGCCAAAAUUAAGGGAAAGUUGUACCGAAAAUAAAACGGUACUUUAGAAUCACCGGAAUGCCUUGCUGCGUCGCCGGAUGCCCCGGAAGUGUCCGCCUGGUUCAGUUCCCGUCCGACAGCGUACUCCGUCGACGCUGGCGCGAUGCCAUCACGCUUGCCACCGGAACCGGUCCGCCGACCGAGGAGCAAUCACUGGAGCUGUGCGAAGACCACUUUGAAGGCGAUGCGAGUUCUGCGGAGCGCUACCGCGAACCGACGCGGUUCAGCGAUCGAUCCGGACAACCGGUGGAGCUCGGCAGCUGUCGGUUGUGCCAUCGGUUCGAGGUCGCUUCUCGGCUGUACUCGCUGGAUGGAUCGAUGGCCGAUGUGGCCGUCGGAACAAUUCUGCGGGAUUUGAUUAAGGUUAAGCUUGAACAAAGCGAUGUCCAGCAGUUUGCUUGUGGAGUCUGUUUGACCCAGGUCGGGAUGGUUUUGAACAUUCAGAAGUCUUUCAUAGUCAAAGGAGAUCCUGACGUUGAAAAUCUGGAUAGCAUCGACCCGCUAGCGGAAGUGACCUGCUGCCGGCUGUGUCAUCGCUACGAACCAACCAAUACGAUGUGCUUCCUGGAUGACGACCUAACGGAUGGCGUGAGUAUCGGUUCGACGCUGAGCGCGAUCCUCCAGUCGGGAGACGACUUGGCGCAGCUCAUCUGCUUGAACUGCCUGGCAAAGAUCGAUUUGAUGCGAAGCGUUCAGAGCUUCUUCGUCGGUAAGGAUGAAGAGUUCCGGGGUUGGCAAAGGGAGGGUUUGGUAACGGUGGAUCUGGACUGCCAUCCAGAGCUGAUGCUUGAGGUGAAGGUGGAACCGGUUGAGAUUCAGGAAACGGUGAGGGAGACACGAUCGAGGAAGGCGAAGGGGAAAGUGGUGAAGUUGGUCAAAGAUAAGAAGGAAUCGGCUGAUGUUCAGAAGACGGUGAAGGAGACAAGACAGAAGAAGGCGAAAGGGUUAAAGUUGGUCAAAGAGAAGAAGGAAUCGGAUGUAAAAGAGGAAGCACAGGCUGUGAAGGAAGAAUUGAAGCUGAACAAAGAGAAGGCGCAGUUUGAGUGCAAGAUCUGCGACAAGAAGUUUCAGAAAAAGAUUAGUCUUAAAUUUCACCUACUGAUUCACACGGGAGAACUUCCGCACAAGUGUUCGCAGUGCGAUGCCAGCUUCCGGUUGAGUACGGAGCUAAGCAAGCACGUGAUGGGAGUUCAUGAGGGUAAGACACCGUACGAUUGCAAGGAGUGCAAUGUUCCACUAGCUACGAAGACGGAAUACUACCGGCAUCGCAGGAUGGCCCACACUACAAAAAUUUACAAGUACGACUCCUUUUUGUACCGAUGUCUGGUCUGCGAAGCGACCGGCAAAAAUGUCGGCGAGCUGCGCAAACACAUACAGGCGUUUCAUGACGAAAACUAUCCGUAUUUGAAAUGCCCGGAAUGUCCGCAGCUACAGCUGACGUCCACAACUCACGUCAGAGUUCACGGGUACGACAAGCAUCCAGGAAGCGGAACCGGCGAGCGAUUCGUUUGCGACAAGUGCGGCAAAGACUUUGCCAGGAAGACCGCGCUGAAGAAGCACGUGCUAGCUGUGCAUUCGGAACCCGGAACAACGAAGCGAUUUCCCUGUCCGUACUGCGAAAAAACGUUCCGCUUGUACUCAUCGUACCACCGGCACAAGGACACUCAUGCUGGAAUCAAGCGGUACGCUUGCACGAUCUGUGAGCAAAAGUUCAGCCAUUCGCCCAGUCUGAAGAACCACAUCCGGAACGUUCACACCCUGGAAAAGCCGUACCGCUGCGAAGUCUGUGGAGAUUGCUUCCGGAACGGAUCCUUGCUGAACAAACAUCGAGGCGCAUUUCACUCUCCGAGCGACGCCAUCUUGGAGAAGGUCUCGUGUCCGAUCUGCCUCGAGGUGUUUCCCACCAGGUCCCUGCUUCAGCAGCACGUGCGAAGCGUCCACGAGGAACGGCAGGAGUUCGGAUGCCUCGAGUGUGGCGAGGUUUUCAACAGCUUCGCCGAACUCAAGGACCAUCGUGCGUACCAACAUCCGGAAGUCGGUCUACCGUUCCCGUGCGAAACGUGCGGCGAGCAGUACGAGCAGAAGGCACAGCUGACCAAGCACUGCCGGAACGCCCAUCCGGAGCAGAACAGGCUCGUCUGUGCGGAGUGCGGCAAGCUGUUUAGCAGCGCGUCUACCCUGAGACAGCACCGGGAAAUUCACCGUGACGUCCGGAAGUUCCGCUGCACGUACUGCGAGCAGACGUUCGCCCAGCGCACUCCGCUCAAGAACCACAUCCGGAACAAGCACACCGGUGAGAAGCCGUUUUCCUGCGAAACCUGCGGUAAGCCCUUCAGCGAUAGCUCGGUUUACUACCGGCACCGGAUCAAGUGCUUCCGAGAGCUUGCAGCGAAGAACAAAUCGGAAGAUCCGUCACUUGUUAAGCAGGAAUGUUAGUGGGGAAGUUGCUUUCUGUCAAAAUGAAAUAUUUCAAACCAAGAUAUUCGUAGUGAGGUGACAACUUGAAA
Culex pipiens pallens (northern house mosquito) is the source of this 2648-nucleotide messenger RNA. RefSeq names its product zinc finger protein 93-like. Lineage: Eukaryota; Metazoa; Arthropoda; Insecta; Diptera; Culicidae. The transcript is spliced from 3 exons. The record is from RefSeq and is a predicted model, not a curated record. Gene Ontology annotation, cellular component: nucleus. Gene Ontology annotation, biological process: regulation of transcription by RNA polymerase II. Bases 160 to 2577 code for a protein of 805 amino acids. Gene Ontology annotation, molecular function: DNA-binding transcription factor activity, RNA polymerase II-specific; RNA polymerase II transcription regulatory region sequence-specific DNA binding; zinc ion binding.